AUGGUACGGAUCGUUUCCAUUUUGAAAGAAGGUGCACAAACUAAUUUGUUCAGAGUCUUUAGGUCCAGGAUAGGACGGUUUCUGAGUCUCUCAGGAAACAGGAUUGAGAAGAUUGGAAACCUAAACUUUCUUCAGAAUCUGAUGCUCCUGGACCUGUCUCAUAAUCUGAUCCAGUAUCUGAGUGUAGGAGAACUACCUACAAAUCUGUUUAUCUUGGAUCUAACGGAAAACAGCUGCACACAGAAAUAUGGCUACAGGCAGCAAAUUCUGGAGUCUCUUCCCCUUCUACAGGAACUUGAUAGGGAGCCAGUAAGAGAAAGGGAGAGCCUAGAAGAACAUCCAGUGAUGCAGGAAGAUGAUGAGGAGAUAGACAUUGAUAAUGUUUUCAGCCCAACAUCUAUAGUCUCAGAAAGUCUCUAUUCUUUGCACGAAGAACUGGUAGAACGGUCUUACCAGAGAAGAGAAAGAGCUCGGAGAGAGCACCAAGAGCGCCUGGAGGAGCUGAGAGAAAUUCCCAUAAAAGAUACUAUGCAACAAUACAAUUGUUCCUCGUUACAUGAGAUAGGUCCUAGAGCCACUGCCUUAUCUAAAAAGGAACCACAGUCUCCUGCCUUGUAUAAGAGCCCACUAUUACUUACAAAGCAUCGACAGGUCCUUGCUCCAUCUGAGAAAAAAAUAGAUAAUUUAAACUGCCAUAAUGCUUCAACGUCCUCUAAAGUAAUUACUGUAAAGACACCCACCAAGGCUCUAGCUACCCCUCCACAAACCCAAUAUGGAGCCCCACGGAGCAGAAAUAUGUCAAAAUCUGCAUUCAGUAGCUCCCCUUCAUGUAAAUUGUCCCCAACACAACCAUCAGCAUUGACCACUCCCUCUAGUAAAUUGCAGACUUCUGCAUCUGUUCAAGGAAAGAGAACAGCUAAAAUGGCACCUUUGUCAGGAAAAUCACAGCCAACUGCUUCAAGUACAUCACAACAUGCAGGCAAGUUCAGCUCACGCCAACUAAAAAAACAGACUCAGUGAGUAAGCCUACAAUAAAAAUGAUUUUGUAAAUGUGCA
Messenger RNA from Bombina bombina (fire-bellied toad), 1056 nucleotides. RefSeq names its product leucine rich repeat containing 46 (gene LRRC46). The record is from RefSeq and is a predicted model, not a curated record. Bases 1 to 1020 code for a protein of 339 amino acids. NCBI's taxonomy places the organism in Eukaryota, Metazoa, Chordata, Amphibia, Anura, Bombinatoridae. The transcript has 5 exons. Gene Ontology annotation, molecular function: protein binding.